ACCAUCAUUCACUUACAGACUACCAUCACCAUUCAACCAUCCAUCAAUCCAUCUACUCGAUCAAUUUUCCCGCACCAGCAUCGUCCAAAUCUCACACUCGUCGCUCGAUUGCGCCCUUUAGGCGUUCUCUGUCGUCUAUUUCACAGCUCGAGGUGGGUCAUCUACCACCACACUCUCAGCAUGGUAGUCCUCUCGUACGACACUCCCCGACUAGGGCGAGGCACUUCCCGCUCCAUAGAUGCGCACCACUCUAGCACCGCAUCUUCCUCUUACAUCUCACCCUACAUGGACUCUCCAUUCUACUUGGAUCCUGACAAGGCCCCUUCCGCUCCGGCUUUUGUGACCGACUCGACGCAUGUGCAACCUCAUGCGGUGGAAAAGGUGGCUUAUUUUUUUCCAAAGGGCGUGGGAGAAUAUCACUACGGCGAACGACAUCCCAUGAAACCUGCUCGCUUGACUUUGACGAACAGAUUGGUACUGGGAUAUGGCCUACACGAGCGCAUGGAGUGUUAUAGCCCUCGCAUGGCCACGAGGGAAGAAUUGGAAUGGUUUCACGAUUCCGACUUCAUCGACUUCUUGUCCAAGACCACGCCCACAACGCCCCUCUCAGCCUCCUUCACGCGCUUCAAUUUUGCAGACGAUUGUCCGGUUUUCGAUGGAAUGUACGAUUUUUGCAGGUCGUAUGCUGGCGCGAGCUUAGCAGGGGCUCGCAAGCUGACAUCAGGAACUGCAGACAUUGCCAUCAACUGGAGCGGCGGACUACACCAUGCAAAGAAGAACGAGGCGAGCGGGUUUUGUUACGUCAAUGAUAUCGUGUUGGGAAUACAGGAGCUGUUGAGGUAUCACCCACGCGUUCUCUACAUUGACAUCGACAUCCAUCAUGGAGACGGCGUUCAAGAAGCAUUCUACAACAACAAUCGAGUUCUGACCGUCUCCUUUCACAAGUACGGCAACGACUUUUUUCCUUGCACAGGUGCCCUCACAGAGAUCGGCGUAGGCCUAGGCAAGCACUUUUGUCUCAAUGUACCGCUUCAGGACGGCAUCGACGAUUCAUCCUACGUGUCGCUUUUCAAAGCAGUGAUCGAGCCAUGCAUCACCUCUUUUCGACCCGAAAGCAUCGUCUUGCAGUGCGGGGCUGAUUCGUUGGGAUUGGAUAGACUAGGCUGUUUCAAUUUGAGCAUAUCUGCGCAUGGAGAGUGCGUUCGAUUCGUCAAAUCUUUUGGACUGCCCUUGCUGGUCUUGGGAGGUGGAGGCUACACGAUUCGCAACGUGGCGCGAUGUUGGGCGUACGAAACAUCCGUCUUGACCAACGUCUCCAUACCUGAUACCUUGCCUUCCACUCCCUACGACGCCUUCUUUGAGCCGACCCACAAGCUCCACGAACCCCUCCAGGCGGCUAGAGUGGAAAAUCAGAAUACAAAGGCCAACUUGGAGAAGAUCAGGAUAGCUUGUUUGGAACAGCUGAGAUAUCUGCAUGGGGCGCCUAGUGUGCAGAUGCAGGAAAUCCCGCCCGACCUAGCCGGAUGGCUCGAGACGGAUCAAGCUGCAGGAAAGGGGAACGAGGAGGGAUUCCGAACGGAAAGAGCAGACGAUUGAAAGCUUGUGCGGUCUUGUGCGCACUCAGCUCUUCAAAAGUCAACGGAAACGGAAUGUGGGACAGCAUCGCCCAAUUCUUCUUUCGCCAAUGCGCCGCACCAUCCUCGUUUUGUCAUGCACGCGCAGCUGUGUUCCACGUCGGCAUUGGCCCACACGUCAUCCAUCGCAUUCCGGCCAUCAGGUCUGUAUUGUAUCAAUCAAAUGUACUCUUUGUCGAUGCA
Messenger RNA from Ceraceosorus guamensis, 1817 nucleotides. Its product is annotated as putative HOS2-putative histone deacetylase. Lineage: Eukaryota; Fungi; Basidiomycota; Exobasidiomycetes; Ceraceosorales; Ceraceosoraceae. Gene Ontology annotation, molecular function: histone deacetylase activity. The transcript has 4 exons. The record is from RefSeq and is a predicted model, not a curated record. The coding region runs from base 181 to 1596 and encodes 471 amino acids.